This is a messenger RNA of Anguilla anguilla (European eel), 6168 nucleotides long. RefSeq names its product integrin alpha-V-like. Gene Ontology annotation, biological process: cell-cell adhesion; cell adhesion mediated by integrin; cell-matrix adhesion. NCBI's taxonomy places the organism in Eukaryota, Metazoa, Chordata, Actinopteri, Anguilliformes, Anguillidae. The coding region runs from base 418 to 3558 and encodes 1046 amino acids. The record is from RefSeq and is a predicted model, not a curated record. Gene Ontology annotation, molecular function: integrin binding. The transcript has 30 exons. Gene Ontology annotation, cellular component: integrin complex; external side of plasma membrane.
UUGCGGAAGUGUGUGCUACGUUUCAGGUUUAUCAUGCUUCUCACUUCCUGUACACGGGGUAGCUGGUUCUGGUUGAUGCAUUUGCUGUUAUUGUACUUGUUCGCAUGAAACCGACUACGAAAAAACAGUGAAGCAGUGGUUUUUAAAUUAUUUAAGAAGGACUUGGAUGACAUUGUAUUUUCCAGUUGGCAAAUAUGUGAAUACUUUAAACUUAACAUGGCUGUUUGUGUUCUGUCUGUCUUUAUAGAGGACUUACUCAUCUGUGGGCAGGGAGUGUAAAUUCAUCGUGGGUCAUUAAAUGCGUUCGCAGACAGAUUCACAGGGUGAACAUCAAAGGUUCUGCUCAUCGUCUUAGUCUUGUUGCCAACCUAAUCACUAUUUCGCUGUGAAGACUACAGCAGACUACUCCGAGCCAACAUGGGGAAUCCAGUGAAACUAUAUUUAUAUUUGGCUCUGAUCUUGCCGUGUUUGAAAUUUACUGACUCAUUUAACCUGGACAUCGACAAUCCUUCGGUUUAUUCCGGUCCACAAGGAAGUUAUUUUGGAUUUUCCGUGGAUUUCUUUAAACCCGACCAAACACAGUUGAACGUCUUAAUUGGGGCACCUAAAGCCAACACGUCGGUUUCAACUGUUUUGGAAAGGGGAGCGGUAUACACUUGUCCAUGGAAAACAAGUUCAGACUGUCGCCAAAUACCGUUCGACAACACGGAUGACCGGAAGAGUUCUGGUGGGGAGCAGAUGGAGUUCAAGUCCAACCAGUGGUUCGGAGCCUCGGUCCGGUCGGCAGGGGAAAACAUACUGGCUUGCGCACCUCUGUACCAGUGGAGCACGUACGGGCUGACAGAGAGGGAGCCCGUGGGAACUUGCUAUCUGAAGAAGGGAGGCAGUAUCGUGGAAUAUUCCCCGUGCCGCACCAGUUCAAACACUCCUGAGGGCCAAGGUUUCUGCCAGGCAGGAUUCAGUGUUGAUCUUUUGAAGAAUAACCGUGUCGUCAUUGGAGGCCCUGGAAGCUUUUACUGGCAAGGACAACUAAUCUCUGAUGAAAUCUCUGAAAUCAUAAGCAAGUACAAAAAGGACAACUUCUACGCAACUUACAGAAACCAGCUGGCAACCAAGUCAGCCAGCGCUCAGUAUGAUGACAGCUAUUUAGGAUAUUCCGUGGCUGUCGGUGAUUUCAAUGGUGAUGGGGAAGAUGAUUAUAUCACAGGAGUUCCCAGAGGGGAGAAAGCCCUGGGCUAUGUUAACGUUUUCAAUGGAAUAAACAUGAUGUCUGUGGUCAACUUCACCGGGGCUCAGAUGGCUGCAUACUUUGGAUAUUCCGUGGCAGCGACAGACAUUAAUAAUAACGGAAUGGUCGACCUGUUUGUGGGAGCGCCUCUCUUCAUGGACCGCGGUUCAGACGGCAAGCUUCGGGAGGUGGGCCAGGUGCACGUGUAUCUGGGGAAAGGGGGGUUCGUCUUCCAGGAGCCGCUCAAGCUGACGGGCUCAGAGAUCUACUCACGCUUCGGGAGCUCCAUCGCCCCCCUGGGAGACCUGGACCUGGACGGCUUCAACGACAUUGCCAUCGCCGCCCCCUACGGCGGACCAGAGCACAAGGGUCUGGUGUACAUCUACAACGGGAGGCCGGGUGGCCCGGACCCAGUGGCGUCCCAGGUGCUGGAGGGGAAGUGGGCGUCCUCCUCCAUGCCCCCCAGCUUUGGGUACUCCAUGCAUGGCGCCACUGACAUUGACCUGAACGGGUACCCAGACCUAAUUGUUGGCGUCUUUGGGGCGGAUAAAGCCGUUCUUUACAGGGCUCGUCCAGUCAUCGGUGUGAAUGCAACCCUGGACAUCAGCCCCCAGAUCCUGAACCCGGAGGACAAGAUCUGCACCCUGCCCGGCACCGCCACUACUGUGUCCUGCUUUAAAGUGAAAUACUGUCUGCAGGCCAGUGGAAAGGGGAGUCCUCCUUUACUGCACUUCCAGGUGGAGCUGGUCCUGGAUAAACUCAAACACAAGGGGGCGAUAAAGCGUGUGCUCUUCCUGCAUAACAAGAUGUCCCAGUAUUCCAAGAACAUGACCGUCACCAAUGGCAAAGGCCCAGCCUGUGAAGAGCUGGACGCCUUCUUAAUAGAUGACUCAGAGUUCAGGGAUAAGAUCACGCCCAUCACCAUUUUCAUGGAGUACAGCCUGGAUUAUAAAACUGCAGCCGACAAAACCGGCCUUCUGCCCAUCCUGAACCAGUUCUCCCCUGCCAGCAUAUACAAACAGGCCCACAUCUUACUGGACUGUGGGGAUGACAACAUCUGCAAGCCCGACUUGAAGAUAUCAGUAGUGAGCGAUCAGAAGCAGAUCUACAUUGGUGAUGACAGUCCAAUGACCUUGGAGGUGACGGCAGAGAACAGAGGUGAGGGGGCCUAUGAGGCAGAGCUGUACGUCUUCAUGCCCCCGCAGGCGGACUACAUCGGCGUUGUGCGCAACAGCGAGACUCCAUCCAGACUAUCCAGACUUUCCUGCGCUUACAAAAGAGAGAACCAGACACAGGAAGUAGUUGUGUGUGACCUGGGAAACCCAAUGAAAGGAGGAACCAAACUGGUGGUGGGACUGCGCUUCAGCGUACACCACCUGUCUGAGCAGGACACCUCGGUAAAGUUUGACCUGCAGAUCCAGAGUUCCAACCAGUUUAAUAACACCAGCCCUAUGGUUUCUAGCGUCACACAGCUUGCAGUUUUGGCCAAGGUGGAAAUCCGAGGUGCAUCCAAUCCUGACCAGGUUUUCCUCCCCAUCGCCAACUGGCAGCCCAAAGAGAACCCCGUUCUGGAAGAUGACAUUGGACCCCUGGUUCAGCACACCUAUGAGCUUCGCAACAAUGGCCCGAGCACCUUCAGCAAGGCCAUGCUGGACAUUGCCUGGCCCUACAGGUUCAACAACGGCUCCCUACUCUACAUCACCAAGUACGAGGUGGAGGGGCCCAUGAACUGCAGCACUGACAUGGAGAUCAACCCCCUGAACGUCACGAAUCCCACAGCCGCAGGGAAGAAUACCACCACAGCAGACCGGACUGAAGGCGGAAAGCGGAGUCACGUGCACCGCCGUGACCUGGAAGAAAAAAAGAUGGAGGGCGACUCCCUGGAGACACUGGACUGCACAAAAGCUGAGUGUGUGAAGAUCAAGUGUCAGGUGGGCCGUCUGGAGAGGGGCAAGAGUGCCGUCCUGUUCAUACGCUCCCGACUGGGCGUAGCAACCUUUCUCACGGCGGAGGUCCAGAACCACUCGUACGUCGUGAGGUCCUCUGCUUCCUUCAGCGUCAUAGAAAUGCCCUACAAAAACCUGGUGUCGGAGCUCCCCUCAGACUCCACGGUGGUCAACACAGCCGUGAUCUGGGCCCAGACCGGCGCCACGCAGCCGGUUCCCGGGUGGGUGAUCGCCCUGGCGGUUUUGGCCGGGCUCCUGCUCCUGGGUCUGCUCAUCUUUAUCAUGUACAAGCUGGGCUUCUUCAAGCGUGUGCGACCCCCCCAGGAGGACGGCACAGAGAAGGAACAGCUGCAGCCACAGGAGAACGGCAACAACGAGGCCUGAGGGCCCCAAAUGUUUCAAAUCCCCACUCUCCACAGCAGUGACCACUCCCUGCCCUACAGACAGGAGGCGUCAGCCUGUCAAUCACAGGCUCUCACUGGGACCAGGCCUGUGGGUUGUAUUACAGGGUGGGGGGCAGGGUUAAUUUCUAAUUGUCAACUAAUUUUUGUGAAUGAAAGGUUACAGAAAGCCAAGUUCAUGCAAAGUUGAAAAAAAUAGAGUUGGAAUCGAGGCUGCGCACUGUAGUGUAAUGCUAGGAUGAUGUUCCCAUUUUCUGCUGGUGAGGAGCUCAGUGCUUCCUCAGUGUGGACUACUUAUAUGCAUUUUAGUGCACUGAUAUUUUUUAUGGUUUACUUCUGGCACCAGUUCAUAAAUGCAAACUUGAGAGGCCACUAGAGUAAGAGGUAGGGUUGUAUACAGUUAGUUAAACACUGUUCCAUCUUAACUAUUGUCUUCACAGUGUGAAAUGUGUCAAACUAAUCUAAUCUGGCUGCAGUAAAUUAGUACACAUGGAAAUGGCUACUACCGGUGGGUGGGGGUUCCGGGCUUUGGGUUUUCUGUGGGGGGGUUUGUCUAGUGAAAAUGUAUAUAAAAUGGCUAAAUGCUUGGGUGAAUUAAAUACGGUCUCAAUGAUUUCAGAUACAAGGCAAGGUGUAGUGGUGCUGGUUAAAACUGUUACAUUUCCAGCCAGUCAUCCAACAGAAGAGUUUAGCUGUUAAAACUUAUUUUCUUCAGUUAAAUUUAAUUAUUAUUUUGAAAUGGUAACCUCACCCUUUCCAAGGACACUCUAUUGAUGUUAUUUUGUACAGUAAUCAGAAUAUUUCUAGAGCACAAAUUUAAACUCCUGUGUACUAUAUUUAAACAUAAUAAUUGUAAAUAAGGCUUGUUGUGGAUAUAUUAAAAAGCCUUUGUGAGAUUAAUAUACCUAUAUAUAACAGCAGACAUUGUUGUACCUUCUGAGAACUGCUUUCUAUUUGGGAGAGAAAGAUGAGCUUGUAUAAACUUAAGAGUAUUUUUGGCACACAAAUAAACAGUCUUCCGUGUUCAAAUUGUUUAUCACUUUUGAGUGACUUGUCUAACUCAAAUGUGCUGGAGCUGCAAUUAGUCCUGAUUUUAGCAGGUUGCAGUUCAGUAUUCACCACAUACAUUAAACAAUCCACCAGAUAAUAAAUAGGAAGUCAUCUUUUCAAAGCCUUAGGAAAAUUGGUUUUUACUUUAAGUUCUAGACACUAAUUUCAGGGAACAGAUGUCCCUUGUUUUGUCCAGAAAAAAAAUUGCCACAACAAUUGGUUUAAUCAAUUAAAAAAUAUACAAGAUCAUCAUGAAACCGUAAAAAACUGUAAAACAAAUUCAUCAAAUAUGCUGCAUUGCAGUAAAUACCAUAGCUUUGCACAAACAUUAAAUGAUCAGAUACAAGCAGUGUUCAGUGAAGACAUUAGAAGAUUUUUAGAAGUUUUAGAAAUAUAUAUUUCCUAUGAUAAGUUAGUUACAUUUUUCAAUAAAACUUAUUGCAUAAAAUGCAGUGAACUCAAGUAAUGAGUUAUCUGUCUGCACACACCUGUUAUAAUGUAUAGAUCUUUGAUAUGAAACAUUCAUAUAACCCAUAACAGCUUUUAUUUCCAUCUAAAAAGAUGUUUUAGGGUGGAAAUAUCACAACAGUGUGCCAGUAUAUUAAUUGCCCACAAAAGUCAUGCCCAAAAAAUACCAGAAACGGUUAUCAAUCAGGAAGAAAAUGUUCUUUGAUUAGAGGGUAAAUGCUUAGUGUUUUAUCAUGAAGGCAUAUCUCUAGGUGUGUAUAUGUCUGAUUUCAAAACAAAACAAUGUACUGUACAGCCUAUGUACUGUAAGUGUUGACCCUAAAAUACCUUUGCAUUAUACAACAUUUUGAUUUGAAUAUAUUGAUUUGCCUGUAUUCAGUGUUCUUUUCUCUUGACCUUUUCCAGGACGAUUUUCCAGUAAGUGUAAGUUUACACUGUCACCCAUAUUGGGAAGACAGAUUGAGACUGGCAUUUGGUUUGUAUCGGUUUUCUUUUAAAAUGGGAUAUUACAGUAGUCAAUAAUCAACAUUGGCAAGUGAACAGUUACACAGCAUUAAUGUAAUCAUUUUAAAGGACAACUGAUUAAAACGAUUAUGGAGUGGUAGAGUUUUUUUUCAUCAUCUGGUUUUGUAAGCUUUUGUUUUAUUCUAAAAAUUAUUUCAUCUCACAAUGCACCAACAUAUGAUAACUUUGUAUGAUUUUUACCUAUAGCCAAUAAAGAACACUAAUAUGUGUUUUGACCUUUUUUUUAAGUCAUUGGAUAUUUUGGCAUAGAGCAUUUAUCUGCCUCAAAACUUGGAAGUUGAGUAAUGGAUUGCAAAUUACAGUAGCUGCCAGUCUGAAUACACAUGCUGCAGUCCUUUUUCUGUGGAACCCAAAUGACAUUUAUUUAGGAUUUCCUAUUUUCCUGUGAGAAAUUACCUUCUUUUAUCCUGUAUAAGCUUUUGAUGUUGAAAUCAUUUAUUGGGGGAAAAAAAACCAUCUUCGUGUGGCUUAUGAUUAAUUUCAUCAGUAAAACAAGCACUUUAGUAUGGUGGCUUCAUACUUUUGUGACUGGAAUAAAGGGGUGUUUUAA